ACUGAAAACAAAAAUGGUGGCCAACAAUAUGCCCUAUCCCUGCCCUGGUUUUAUGGCACGCCAAAUGUCUGCGUUCUCUAGGCUUCUUUCUACUAUGUAUUUCCCUUCGUCUGAUACACCCAAUUUCAAUGUGAACAAAGGGAAUCAUUUCCUCGCGGUUGAUCCUAUCCUACGUGCUAAAUAAGUGAGGCUACUUCUAACCAAACCGAAGGAAACACAAAAUAAACAAUCUAGCAUUGUGGCAAUGCAGUAAGGAGCAAAAUCCUAUAUGCUUUACUAAUACAAAGCGCAAAAUAGAUGUUUUUAUUUUGCUACAUGCUGCGCACGAAUUACGUAAAAAAAUUUCCUGUCGUUCACGUAACAUCUACCAUCAAAAUCAUUUAAUAUGUUUAAUGAAAUGUCAAAUAAUCACAGGGUCAUAUUAGAUAGAGCAAACACAAUGAGGUUGGAAGCAGAAAUGGCUGCUCCUUUGCAUUUACAGAGAUUGGAACGUAGUCUUAAUGUACAGCCCUUUUUAAGGCAAAUUAAUGAAUUGUUCCAAGACCCAACUAGAGGAAAGAAUUAAUAAACUGAGGCUGUAUAACAUGUCAAGUAUUGGAGAAGAACGACGUUGGUUGCAGGAUAUUCUAUUAAGUGAUUCAUCAGAUAGUUCAGCUUCAGGAUCUGAUACAGAUAAUCCCAUUACGGAAGAAGAUUUUCAAGAAAUGUUGAAAUUUCACAUACUUAGAAAAAAGUAUCAAGCACGUUUCUACCAAAAACCAGAGAAUAUUCAAUAUCAAUAUUAUAGUGCUGGUUUGUUAUCUAAUUAUGAUAGGUUUCUAGAACAUCAGAAAUUAAUAGUUGGAAAUAAAAAGAAAAAAGAGAAGAAACCAGAAAAAAAAGUUAUGAAAAUAAAAAAGGAAAAAAUACCACGCCACAGGUCCUCGGAGGAUUAUCCGGAAGGUGAUUAUCCAGAUGAAGAUUGGGAUCGUACGAUUCCUCGAGAAGAAGAAUUGGAUGAAGCUGAAUUGGAAGCAAUAAUGCGUCAUCAACCACGUCAACGGGGCCGAAAAAAACAUAAUAAUAAAAGUCCAGAGGUGAUGGCAAUGAGACGAAGAAAGAUUUGGGUAAUGAUGUCUAAAAAAGAACUGGGAAAAGUACAAAGAGCAAAAACCAAUAAUCAUAAGGAAAUAUUAAUUAGUUGUAAAAAAGUAGCACAACAUUGUAUGAAAUAUUGGAGACAAAAAGCUAUGCAGUCUCAAAAGAACAUGAAAGAGACAAUAUGGAGAGCUAAACGUCUCACAAGAGAAAUGCAAUCUUACUGGAAGCGUUAUGACCGAGUUGAACGCGAAACAAGAAGAAGACUUGAGAAAGAAGCUGAAGAACAGCGAAAAAUGGAUGUAGAGCUUAUUGAGGCAAAACGACAACAAAGAAAAUUGAACUUUCUUAUUACACAAACUGAACUUUAUGCUCAUUUUAUGUCUCGGAAAUUAGGGAAAGCUUCUCCGGAAGAACAAUUGCGGAUUUUAAAUCAAUUAGACGAAGAAAAAAAUCCAAGACUUGUUGGAAUUGAUGAUUACGAUAGUGAAGCUAUGAAACAAAAAGCAAAAAAGAAUGCUACUGAGGCAUUUGAUAAUGAAAAAGCUCGAGCAAAACAGUUCGAUACAGCAGCCGCAUCCCAAGAAUUGCGGCUUAGUGAUACACCUGAAAAUUUAGAACAUCCACAACCUUCGAUUUUUAAGGGAAAUCUUAAAGGAUAUCAGUUAAAAGGAAUGAAUUGGUUAGCUAAUUUAUACGACCAGCUGUAUGGGGACCAUUUUUAAUCAUAUCACCAGCUUCAACGUUGCACAAUUGGCAACAAGAAAUGGCACGAUUUGUACCAAUGUUUAAAGUAGUUCCAUAUUGGGGAAAUCCACAAGAACGUAAAAUACUAAGACAGUUUUGGGAUACUAAAGAUCUACAUACGAAAGAAGCUUCAUUUCAUGUAGUGAUAACAAGUUAUCAAUUAGUUAUUACCGAUUACAAGUACUUUAAUAGAAUAAAGUGGCAAUACAUGAUUCUAGAUGAAGCACAAGCUAUAAAGAGUACUAGCAGUAUGAGAUGGAAAUUGUUGCUUGGAUUCAGCUGUCGCAAUAGAUUAUUACUCAGCGGUACACCUAUUCAAAACAGCAUGGCAGAAUUAUGGGCAUUAUUACAUUUUAUAAUGCCCACUUUAUUUGAUUCGCACGAUGAAUUUAACGAAUGGUUUUCUAAAGAUAUUGAAAGUCAUGCAGAAAAUAAAACAGGAAUUGACGAGAAACACUUAUCGAGGUUACAUAUGAUUUUGAAGCCUUUUAUGCUGCGUAGAAUAAAGAAAGAUGUAGAGAAUGAAUUAUCUGAUAAAAUUGAAGUAAUGGUAUAUUGUCCUCUUACUACUCGUCAAAAAUUACUUUAUUCGGCAUUAAAAAAGAAGAUUAGAAUAGAAGAUCUCUUGCAUUAUACAGUGGGUGGUGACACUGCAUCCAAUGACAAAAAUUUCACAUCGAAUCUUAUGAAUCUAGUCAUGCAAUUCCGAAAGGUUUGCAAUCAUCCAGAACUUUUUGAGCGUAGAGACGCGAGAUCUCCAUUGUUUAUGCACACUGAAUGUUAUGAAAUGCCUGCAUUAUUAUAUAUAGAAGGAUUGAAACAUCUCUCAUCUAAAGAUCACUUGUUGUAUAAUAAGCUGUUCAUAUUUGCUACUGAAUAUAUACAUCGGACUCUUCACGGUGGCAAUGAAAAUUUUUCUCAAAAUUCCUUUUCCUUUAGUAGAUUUAUUAACUUGUCUCCAAUGGAAAUGAAUCAAGUAUUUAUCGUUGGAAUUAUAUUCAGAUUGUGUCUUGCUACUGUAAUGGAGAAGAGAAUAAGAAUGAUGCAUUAUUGGGAAGAUUGGAAUGCUGAUGAAAGGACAGAAAUACCUAUGAAUCAUAUGUUUCUUUUGCCUAGAAAAAUCGAUGAUUCGUCGUCGCAUUCAUUGCAGGAUUUAAUAUUUACAAGAAAGAUUAUCGAAGGAGAACCUGUAUAUACGCAUACAACUCAUGUUAUUCAUUCAAUGCCUGAAACCGUUGCUCAUCGAAUUUUACGUAGCAGUAAAAAAGCUGCUAAUCAGUCGCUGAAGAGAAUACUUCCCUCUACUAAGGCUGAACAAGAAGAGUCGAAAGUGACUUUGUUACCAGAACAUCCUCAUUUUCCUAGACCACCAAUAAUGCGACAUUGUCAACAGACAACCAUUCCAGCUUUCAUUUGUGAUACUUUUCCCAAGGUACAAGCUAGUCCCCGAAAAUUGUAUGUUAGCAAUAGUUCUGCAGCGUGCGCUUGGAGAAGGCACGAAGAAUGUGGUGGAAAGUUUGGUCAACGACUUCUCUGGCUUGGUUGUGAACGAGCUCUUUCUGUCGCAUCGUUACAAGAGAACUCAAGCUUUCAUAUAUCACAGAUGACAUCAACAUUUUCAGUGGAACCGCGUGGUGGAAUUUCUGCAUGUACUCCCAUAAACGGAUGGUCAAAUAUUAUAGUACCAGAUAAGCAAACCUUAGUGACAGAUGCUGGAAAACUUUCUGUCUUGGAUAGUCUUCUACGUCGCCUUAAAGAACAGGGCCAUCGAGUCCUUAUUUAUUCCCAGAUGACAAAAAUGAUCGAUCUGUUAGAGGUGAUCUUUUACGAUAGCGAUUGGAACCCAACGGUGGAUCAGCAGGCUAUGGAUCGGGCCCAUAGACUGGGUCAAACGAAACAAGUUACGGUAUAUCGAUUAAUUUGCAAGGGAACUAUCGAGGAAAGGAUACUGCAACGUGCUCGAGAAAAGAGCGAGAUACAACGCAUGGUGAUUAGCGGAGGGAACUUCAAGCCAGACACGCUGAAGCCGAAGGAAGUCGUUUCCCUUUUAUUGGACGACGAGGAAAUCGAAGCCAAAUACAGCCAACGGAGCGAGGAGAGAAAGCAGCACGCGGAGGAUGCCCGGCUUGAGUCGAACCUAUACUAUAAAGAGAGAGACCGGAAGAGGAAGUUAACCGCGCUUCCGGUCAAGGGUGAUGCAAAGAAGCCUUGUUUGUCUGAUGCGAAUGGCGACAAGAUUGGUGAUAUCGUUCAAGCUAAUUCCAACGAAAGCAGUCAAGCCAGUGGUGGCGUUCAAUCGUAUCAAAUUAACAAUCACCAGCAGAUUCUCGAUAACAUGGACGACUAUAGCGUGCCAACUAGUCCUGUUAAAUCAGAGGAUGAGACGAGCAACGAUGGCCUGGUUGUCGAUGUGGAUGGUCCAGUGGGGGCAUCCUCCGGUGACAACCGACAGUCACGAGCGAACCAGUUUGGAGAUGCUGGGAAAGUCAGCCGUCUCGAUCACCACGUGUCUUUCAGUAGCGGAAGCAGCGUUCGGAUAAGGCCUACGAUCCGUGGUACUAGCAAGAGGGGAAGACCUCGAGGUUCUCGUAGAGGGGGGCCUGUUGGCGGGAAGGGUCGAGGCCUUCUUUUACUUCAUCCACCGUCUAAGGGUCUUGGAAGCAAUCCUCAAUCACCAACAUCCUUAUCUCCAACCAGUAGCAGUACAACCAGCGAUCAAGCUUUACAACAC
Messenger RNA from Heterotrigona itama, 4555 nucleotides. The record is from the annotation of a GenBank genome assembly. NCBI's taxonomy places the organism in Eukaryota, Metazoa, Arthropoda, Insecta, Hymenoptera, Apidae.